Andrographis paniculata is the source of this 2065-nucleotide messenger RNA. Its product is annotated as probable leucine-rich repeat receptor-like protein kinase At1g35710. The record is from RefSeq and is a predicted model, not a curated record. The transcript has a single exon. The coding region runs from base 86 to 2020 and encodes 644 amino acids. Gene Ontology annotation, molecular function: protein binding. NCBI's taxonomy places the organism in Eukaryota, Viridiplantae, Streptophyta, Magnoliopsida, Lamiales, Acanthaceae.
CUGACCUGAUACAAAAACCUUCCUUUAUUCUCCUCUCCUCUGCAUUCCAUUCUGGUUAGACACUUUAAGAUCAUCAUCUUCCUUCAUGGGAUUUGCAAUUUUAUGGUUUCUAGCAGUUAUAACCCUAAUUGCAGGUUGUGAAAGCAGUAAAAGUAUGGAGAAAACCUGUCAUUCUAACGACUUGAAGGGCCUGUUAAGUUUCAAGACAGGGAUCCUUAUCGAUACCUCGGGCAGGCUCCGUCAAUGGUCCGGCCGAGAUUGCUGCAAAUGGGAAGGAAUCGCCUGCGACAAAACUAGCGGUAGAGUGAUCGAAAUGAGUCUCCCGGGAUUUUCGACUUCCAGGGACAGUCCAGUUCAGGCGUGGAUGAAUGGCUCCCUGUCAUCUUCGAUAACACUUUUGAGCUUUCUUGAAGUCAUUGAUCUGUCAGGGCUCUCAAGCUUAAGAGGAAACCUUCCUCCAUCGAUCGACAUUCAUCUUCCGGGGCUUAAGAAGCUCUCGUUAUGGGGGAAUUCCAUGGAUGGUCCGGUGCCAGAAAGCAUCGGCAAGCUGUCGAAGCUCGAAGAGCUGUAUUUGUUUGAGAACAGCUUUUCGGGUUCUCUGCCUGGAAGCCUCGGCAAUCUUUCGAGGCUGAGAAAAUUGAAUUUACAUUCGAAUAGGUUUUUGGGUGGCGUUCCUGCAACCAUAACGAACUUGAUAAACCUUGAAAGCCUCAGCCUGCACAGCAAUUUCUUGACAGGUAAUAUACCCGACGACAUUGGGAAUUUGCAGGUUCUGAAAGAGCUUGAUCUGUCCUGCAACUUAUUUACUGGGAAGAUCCCUUCUUCUAUCACCAAUCUAAAAGCCAUUUCAGUUCUCUACUUGGACAACAAUCAUCUUGUUGGAGAGAUACCGAAGCUUUCGAGCCGUGACCAAAUGGCUUCCUUAGCUUUUCUCAGAUUGAACGACAACAGCUUGACGGGGAGCAUACCGGAGUCCCUCGGGUACCUGUCUUCUCUUCAGAGAAUUUCAUUGGCAAAUAAUGAACUCCAUGGGUCAAUUCCAGGUAGUUUAGGUAAUCUUAGAUCUUUAACAGAGAUAUAUUUCAAUGGCAACAAGUUAUCCGGGAGAAUACCUGAUUCGAUAGGCCGGCUCUCGGAGCUUAUAAUGUUUAGAAUCUCUCACAACAUGAUUGAAGGAUCGUUGCCUCAUCAGAUGGCCUCUUUGGCAAAUCUUCAAACACUUGAUGUGUCGUUCAACCAGAUGAGCCUUAGCUCCAUCCCCAAGUGGCUCCUGGAGUUGCCAUCACUGUCUCGGAUUUACUUGGCAAGGUGCAGCAUCCAUGGCGGAUUGUCAGAGGAUUUGUUAACCACUCCAAGUCCGGUGCAAGAGCUAGAUUUGUCAGCCAAUCAUCUCACGGGGAGCUUACCGGAGUGGAUUGGGAGCUUGAUCGAACUCUAUGCAUUGAAUUUAUCAAUGAACGCUCUUGACGGCAGAAUUCCUAAUUCAAUCACAAAAUUAGGAACCCUAGGGUUGCUAGACCUUCACUCGAACAAACUAACAGGCUCGAUCGAACCAAUUUUUCUGGUGCAGAGCAAAUACAGCGGUGGAUCGUUGGUAUUCAUCGACCUAUCGGACAAUAAUUUCACGAGCGGUAUGGAGAAAAUCGGGACGGAAACACAACUCGAAAUCCACCACAUAAAUCUGUCUCGCAACGAACUCAGAGGCAAGUUACCUGAAUCAAUCGGGAGAUUACAAUCAAUGGAGAGUCUGGAUCUGAGCACCAACUCCUUCGAUUCCGAUAUUCCAGCGACGCUGGCCAACGCGAGCUCAUUGAAGAGCCUAAAGCUGCAGAAAAAUCACUUCACCGGAAAAAUCCCGAACGGAUUUCUGAAUUUGAAAAAUCUCAAGGAAUUGGACCUCUCCGAUAAUUUUCUAGAAGGAAGAAUACCCUACGGAAAACCUCUGAACAAUUUCCCACGAAAAUCGUACGCUGGAAACAAAGGCUUAUGCGGCAUCCCACUCGACCCCUGUAGGCCCUAAACCCUAAUUUCCUUCCACACCAAUCAAAAUCAUUUCAAUCAUCAA